Electrophorus electricus (electric eel) is the source of this 3636-nucleotide messenger RNA. It is a transcript of the gene acsl6, whose product is annotated as acyl-CoA synthetase long chain family member 6. Lineage: Eukaryota; Metazoa; Chordata; Actinopteri; Gymnotiformes; Gymnotidae. Gene Ontology annotation, molecular function: long-chain fatty acid-CoA ligase activity. Gene Ontology annotation, biological process: long-chain fatty acid metabolic process. The record is from RefSeq and is a predicted model, not a curated record. Gene Ontology annotation, cellular component: membrane; endoplasmic reticulum.
AACGCCGACGGUGAUAAUACAAGUUAGCUGUAGAGUAGGUCAAGUUAACAACGUCAUUAAAACCGAAACAUUAUAUAAAAGGAAUAAAACUCUGAAAGUACAUUAUAUGUAGCCUACACGAUAGGAAUUUUAACCCGACAAUACAAUACUUGCAAGCUUGAAUAGAUAUAAAUAGCAUUUAUUUGUCCGAUUUGUCCUUUUGUUGUCAGGCUUUUGUUGCUAUGUUUUAUGCAUUAUUAUUUUGUUAUAAACCUAAUUAAAAUCAUUAACGUAUCGUAUUAGCACGAAGGCUAUAUUUCCCAAUCUAAUGCGUAAUCUCAGUUUUAACCUUGCGCAUUAUCCUCUAGGUUGGUUAUCCUAAAGGUUCAGUCUCCAUUGGUCAAGACCGUCACGCUAAAAUUCAUUGACAGAACUGUCAUCUUUUUUUAACGAAUUAAAUAACCUUAACAGGGUGGACAGGACUACAGUAAUGACACCAGAACGACCGUUAGGAAAGCCCAACUGACCAGCUCGCGUUACCCGUCUAAACUGUUAGAUAGUCGCUGCAGUCGAUGCUGCAUUUUACCUUCUUGGGCUAAGGGUUGUAUGCUGCGACAGCAUUUUCAAUGAGAAAGACAUGCUUGCUUUUGCUCUAGUUGCGGGUUCUCUCUGGAUCGUACUAGAGCUGAGUUCAACGCUGAUGGAGAGGAUCCGGGCUCAGGAGCUGCUGCUUGGCCUGCAGCUGCCAGAGCUGGGCCAGCUGGGCCAGCUUGUCCGCUCACUACCUGCCUCUACACUGGUGGGCCUGGGCGCUCUGGCUGCGAUGCUGGCCUACUGGCUGGCCAUGCGGCCCCGCGCCAUCACACCCCCCUGCGACCUACGCCACCAAUCAGAACAAGUCGAGGAGGGUGGCGGCUGCCGAUCUAUGCUGGGUGACAGUGCCAAGCUGCUCACACAUUACCACGAAGAUGCCAAAACCUUGUACGAGGCUUUCCAGCGAGGCCUCCACGUAUCUGGUAACGGUCCGUGUUUAGGGUCUCGUCUCCCCAACCAGCCUUAUAAAUGGCUGUCUUAUAAAGAGGUCACGACCCGAGCAGAACAUCUGGGGUCCGGUUUACUGUCUCAGGGCUGCCUACCCAAUCAAGACCAAUUCAUCGGUGUGUUUGCACAGAACAGGCCAGAGUGGAUAAUAUCCGAGCUUGCGUGUUACACCUACUCUAUGGUGGUGGUACCACUUUAUGACACACUUGGGCCUAAUGCUAUUCGAUACAUUAUCAACAUUGCGGAUAUCUCUACGGUGAUCUGCGAUAAGCCUGAGAAGGCAGAGGUGCUGCUGGGAAACGUGGAGAGACAGGAGACGCCUGGCCUGAAGACAAUCAUCCUCAUGGACCCUUUUGGCCCGGAGCUCAUGGAGCAUGGCGAAAACUGCGGCGUCCACAUUCAGGCCAUGAAAGACGUUGAGGCCUUAGGUCGAGAGCAUUACAGAAAACCAAUGCCUCCUCGACCAGAAGACCUUUCCAUUGUCUGUUUCACCAGCGGUACAACAGGAAAUCCAAAGGGCGUGAUGCUUACACACGGGAAUGUUGUUGCUGAUUUCUCCGGUUUUAUAAAAGUAACUGAUAAAGUCAUCUUUCCAAAUCAAGACGAUGUCCUCAUUUCCUUCCUGCCACUGGCCCACAUGUUUGAGAGGCUCAUUGAGUCAGUGGUAUACUGCCAUGGUGGGAGGAUCGGCUUUUUCCAGGGCGAUAUACGUCUCCUGUCAGAAGAUAUGAAAGCCCUUAGACCCACGAUCUUCCCUGUGGUUCCUCGCCUUCUGAACCGCAUGUACGACAAGAUCUUCAGUCAGGCCAAUAACCCAAUGAAGCGCUGGCUUCUCAACUUCGCCGCGAAAAGAAAAGGAGGUGAGGUCAGCAGCGGCAUCAUACGCAGUGACAGCAUUUGGGACAAGAUCUUCUUCAGCAAGAUUCAGGCAAGUUUAGGCGGAAGGCUUCGCAUGAUCAUAACAGGUGCCGCGCCCACCUCCCCAACUGUGCUCAGCUUCCUCAGAGCAGCUCUGGGCUGCCAGGUGUAUGAGGCCUAUGGUCAGACGGAAUGCACAGCUGGCUGCACAUUCACCACCCCCGGUGACUGGACUUCAGGGCAUGUGGGUGCACCCCUGCCCUGCAACCUCAUUAAACUUGCGGAUGUGCCAGAGAAGAACUAUUUUGCUUCAAAAGGAGAAGGGGAGGUGUGCGUAAAAGGUGCAAAUGUUUUUAAGGGCUAUCUGAAAGACCCGGUUAAGACAGCAGAGACCCUGGAUUCUGAUGGGUGGCUCCACACAGGAGACAUUGGAAAAUGGUUACCUAAUGGCACACUAAAAAUCAUAGAUAGGAAGAAGCACAUCUUUAAGCUGGCCCAGGGUGAGUACAUUUCUCCUGAGAAGAUUGAGAACAUCUACAUCCGCAGCGAGCCUGUGGCCCAGCUCUACGUUCAUGGAGAUAGCCUGCAGUCUUGUUUAAUUGGGAUAGUGGUUCCAGAUCCUGAAGUGAUGCCCUCAUGGGCACAGAAAAAGGGCAUUGGUGGAUGCUAUGAUGACCUGUGUAAAAAUGUGGAGUUAAAGAAAGCCAUCUUGGAUGACAUGGUUCGCUUGGGCAAAGCCAGUGGCCUCCAUUCAUUUGAGCAGGUAAAGGAUAUUUACAUUCAUAGUGAGAUGUUUUCCAUAGAAAAUGGAUUGUUGACCCCCACGUUAAAAGCCAAGCGGUCAGAGCUGAAGGAAUAUUUCAAGCUGGAGAUCGAACAGCUGUACAACAACAUCUCAAUGUAAACGUUUUCUCAUCACCAAACAAAGGCAGAGGACUUUUUUGUAGUGACAUUGGCGAUAAUUAUCCGUUUGUCCUUAAAAGUCCCUCAUCCAAACCCCUAGCUGACACAAAGCAUGCAGAAUGAGCCAUACAUUUUGAGAUGGAACACACACUCAGUUGCUUGGACGGUCAUCAAAAGUCGUUGUGCCUUUGAGAAAAGUGGCAUAGCUACAACCAAAACUGUCCCCCCAACAAAAGCAGUAGCUGCCCCAACUAGCAUGCUUGUUUCCUUCAUUUUUUUUUUGUUACAGACUGAACAUGCAUUGCAAAUUUACCUUUCAUCUUUGUGUUUUUGUAUACUGUUGCAGGUGAAACUUUUGUUAGGGUAAAAAACAAAAAACAAAACAAAAAAAAACCCCAAAACAAAAGACAAUGCAUGUUGUGUGCCCGACACUCACUGGGACAGUUCUUGCUUGAGAUUCCCAGGUUUUACAGGCCAUCAAAAGACACACAAACAUACAUAUAAGGCACAUAAACACACAGAGCAACCACUGGUCACAAGAUAAAUUGCUUUAAUGCUAGAUAGCUAGAUAGCUAUGGUCUAUUACAUUUGUUCACUCUAAACAAGUGAGCAUGCCAUUGACUUAGAGAUUUGGAACUGUCAAAUGUUUGGCUUUUCAGUUUCUUUCCAUUCCAAAGUUUAAAAAGAUAGUGUACAUACUGAUGAAAACUAGAUGUAAACAUUAAAGUGAUGGUUUGAAUGGAUUUUUGCGUGUAGUGAAAAAAAGUAUAAUCAACUGUUGAAUGAAUCAGUACUAUAUCUUUGUAUUUAAGGGGGUAUGGAUGGGGACAAAAUAAAAAGAAACUGCUAAGGUUU